AUGGGCGCGCGCGUCCGGGCGCUGCUGCUGGCGCAGCUGUUGGUGCGAGCGGGGCUCCGGGGACAGGACGUUCAGGAUCUGGACCGGCUGUUUCCAGGUAAGGCGCCCGGGACGCGCGCCUCCCCGCGCAGGGCACCUGAGCCGGAGCGCAAGGGGCGCCUCAUCUUUUCCUCUCCCCGCCCAGGUUUCGAGAACUCGUCGUUGCUCACGUGGCCCUGCGGCCGCCGAACCGUUUCGACGACGCGCGUGGUGGGCGGCAAGGACUCGGAGCUGGGGCGCCGGCCGUGGCAGGGCAGUCUGCGCUCGUGGGGCGCCCACCACUGCGGCGCCAGCCUGCUCAACCGCCGCUGGGUGCUGUCGGCCGCGCACUGCUUUGAAAAACACAAAGAUCCCUCGAAGUGGACGGCCCAGUUUGGUGAGCUGUCCUGCAGGCCAACUUUCUGGAAACUGUGGACCUUCUACCAUCGGUUCAGGGUGAAGGAUAUCGUCGUGUAUCCCCAGUUCAGUGGGACUUCACUCAAGGACAUCGCCCUGCUGAAGCUGUCCUCCUCCGUCACCUACAAUAAGUACAUCCAGCCCAUCUGUGUUGUGGCCUCUUCCUCUGAGUUCCAGAACAAGGCUGACUGCUGGGUGACUGGCUGGGGGCACAUCGAAGAAGGUCAAGUUCUGCCGCCUCCUUACCGUCUCCAGGAAGCACAGGUGUCCAUCAUAAACAACUCCAGGUGCGACUUCCUGUUCCGACGUCCCGGUUUCCUCAGUUAUGACCCGGAUGACAUGAUUUGUGCUGGCUCUGAGAAUGGCCAACGUGACGCCUGCAAAGGUGACUCCGGUGGCCCCUUGGCCUGCGAAAAGAGAGGUGUGUGGAUUCAGGUUGGAAUCGUGAGCUGGGGAUCGGGCUGCGGCAGACCCAACCGGCCCGGGGUCUACACCAACGUCAGUAGGCACUUCAACUGGAUCCGGACGCUGGUGGCCCGCGGCGCCCCCAGGCCAGUCCCCUCUCGGCAGCUCCUGCCCCUCGCUGUGCUCUGGGCCGGGCUCCCGCAGCCGGCCUGAGCCCAACGGAGUCCUGAGAGCUGGGGCCGUCUGCUGAGCCAGGCCCCGCCCCCCACCUUGUCCCUUUUCUA
Lynx canadensis (Canada lynx) is the source of this 1124-nucleotide messenger RNA. RefSeq names its product testisin-like. Lineage: Eukaryota; Metazoa; Chordata; Mammalia; Carnivora; Felidae. The transcript has 6 exons. Bases 1 to 1053 code for a protein of 350 amino acids. Gene Ontology annotation, biological process: proteolysis. Gene Ontology annotation, molecular function: serine-type endopeptidase activity. The record is from RefSeq and is a predicted model, not a curated record.